Myxocyprinus asiaticus (Chinese sucker) is the source of this 1852-nucleotide messenger RNA. Its product is annotated as elongation factor 1-alpha-like. The record is from RefSeq and is a predicted model, not a curated record. Gene Ontology annotation, molecular function: GTP binding; GTPase activity; translation elongation factor activity. Lineage: Eukaryota; Metazoa; Chordata; Actinopteri; Cypriniformes; Catostomidae. Gene Ontology annotation, biological process: translational elongation; translation. The transcript has 8 exons. The coding region runs from base 172 to 1560 and encodes 462 amino acids.
GACGUAUGUUCAACGAGGCGGGGAGGGAGAGAGGAAGCGGGAGGAUGCAGCCCAGUCGGUCCUCCUCCCGUAUAUAAAUUCUCCAACCAAAGCAUUUUUCUUCCUCUUUCUGUUACCUGGCACAAGGGGAGCAGCAGCUGAGUGAUCGCUCAACCUUGAAACUGAUAAAUCAUGGGAAAGGAAAAGAUCCACAUUAACAUCGUGGUUAUCGGCCACGUCGACUCCGGAAAGUCAACCACCACCGGUCAUCUGAUCUACAAAUGCGGUGGAAUCGACAAGAGAACCAUCGAGAAGUUCGAGAAGGAAGCCGCUGAGAUGGGCAAGGGCUCCUUCAAAUAUGCCUGGGUGCUGGACAAACUGAAGGCAGAGCGUGAGCGUGGUAUCACCAUUGACAUUGCUCUCUGGAAAUUUGAGACCACCAAGUACUACGUCACCAUCAUUGAUGCCCCUGGGCACAGAGAUUUCAUCAAGAACAUGAUCACUGGUACUUCUCAGGCUGACUGUGCUGUGCUGAUUGUUGCUGGUGGUGUUGGUGAAUUUGAGGCUGGUAUCUCCAAAAAUGGACAGACCCGUGAGCAUGCCCUGCUUGCCUUCACCCUGGGAGUGAAACAGCUUAUUGUUGGAGUCAACAAGAUGGACUCCACCGAGCCCCCUUACAGCCAGGCUCGUUUUGAGGAAAUCACCAAGGAAGUCAGCGCCUACAUCAAGAAGAUUGGCUACAACCCUGCCACUGUUGCCUUUGUCCCAAUUUCUGGAUGGCAUGGUGACAACAUGCUGGAGCCCAGCACAAACAUGGGCUGGUUCAAAGGAUGGAAGGUUGAGCGCAAGGAGGGUAAUGCUAAUGGUGUUACUCUUCUUGAUGCCCUGGAUGCCAUCUUGCCCCCCAGCCGCCCCACUGACAAGCCCCUCCGUCUGCCACUUCAGGAUGUCUACAAAAUUGGAGGUAUUGGAACCGUGCCUGUGGGUCGUGUGGAGACUGGAGUCCUCAAGCCUGGCAUGGUUGUGACUUUUGCUCCUGCCAAUGUGACCACUGAGGUUAAGUCUGUUGAGAUGCACCAUGAGUCCCUUACUGAGGCUACACCUGGUGACAAUGUCGGCUUCAACGUCAAGAACGUGUCUGUCAAGGACAUCCGUCGUGGUAAUGUGGCUGGAGACAGCAAGAAUGAUCCCCCUAUGCAGGCUGCCACUUUCACAGCUCAGGUCAUCAUCCUCAAUCACCCUGGUCAGAUCUCUCAGGGCUAUGCCCCUGUCCUGGACUGCCACACUGCUCACAUUGCCUGCAAGUUUGCUGAGCUCAAGGAGAAGAUUGACCGUCGUUCUGGCAAGAAGCUUGAGGACAACCCCAAGGCCCUUAAAUCUGGAGAUGCUGCCAUUGUUGAGAUGAUCCCUGGCAAGCCCAUGUGUGUGGAGAGCUUCUCUACCUAUCCUCCUCUUGGUCGCUUCGCUGUGCGUGACAUGAGGCAGACCGUUGCUGUUGGUGUCAUAAAGAGUGUUGAGAAGAAAAUCGGAGGUGCUGGCAAGGUCACAAAGUCUGCACAGAAAGCUGCCAAGACCAAGUGAAUUUCCCUGUACCAUGCUGUUCCAAAGGUUGUGGAAUGUUCUCCCCAGCCUCCUGGAAUUUCUCUAAACCUGGGCACUCUACUUAAGGACUGGUUAAUGCUGAUUAAAACCCAUCGGAAAAAUUUUCGCAGGAAAGGAAACCAACUUGGAUUAAGUGUGGCUCCAUUUAUUGAUUGAGUGCCUCUUUCAGUUGUUAAAUUUGAGUUGAAGUGGCUUAGAAAUUCACCUGUUGCCACAGUAAAAUUUUGGAAGAAAGCUGCUGAUAAAACUAAUAAAGGUAUUAAAAAUUGAA